Molecule: messenger RNA, 18142 nt
Organism: Coregonus sp. 'balchen'
Lineage: Eukaryota; Metazoa; Chordata; Actinopteri; Salmoniformes; Salmonidae
Source: the annotation of a GenBank genome assembly
UAUCCUCGUCAUUAGCUGCAUGCAUUGUCUUUUGUGGUAGCUAGCUAACAACAAAAACGUUAUAUUUCUGAGCUAGGUAGCACAUUCCCUAUUAAUCUAGCUGAGCUAGGUCAUAAUGAGUGUAGCAUUUAGCAAAGAGCCCCGUAAGACGGCGGGGAACCGCAUGUCUAAGUUAUUAGAUGCUGAAGAAGAAGAUGAAUUCUACAAGACCACAUACGGCGGAUUCAACGACGUAAGUAGCUACUUUAGCUGGCUAGCUGUCGCGUCGCAGUAGUGAUCGGGAAACGAAGCUUACCGUAACAAUGGAGCUAGCACUACACAGUCCCCAGAUCACAGGAUUUGGAAGAGAUGGUCCGCUUUCUAAAUUCAGGGGGUUUCUACUUCAGCUGCAGUGUUUUCAUUUCAAGAGACAGAGAAUAGAGUAGGGACGUCAAACGUUCAUCCUGCUGCUGCACAGACCCCCUGGUUAAAUUGUGCAUAGGAGCAUUAUUUACAUCUCUAAAUGGUUUAACUACUGAGUGAGGAAUAUGUGAUUAUUUAACAAAUCUGUGAGUUUGCUUCAUUCACUAUCAUCCUAAAUUAAGAUAUUUAAUUAUUUUUCCAUAUCUGAGUGUAGAAAACUUAAGGACACCUUCCUAAUAUUGAGUGGCACCCCCGUUUGCCAUCAGAACAGCCUCAAUUCGUUGGGCAUGGACUACAAGGUGUCGAAAGCGUUCCACUUAAUGCUGGCCCAUGUUGACUCCAAUGCUUCCCACAGUCGUGUCAAGUUGGCUGGUGAACCAUUCUUGAUACACAUGGGAAACUGUUGAGGGUUGCAGUUCUUCAAACAAAGAUACUUUUGUAUUUUAUUUAACUCUUCUCAUUUACAGCAACGACCUGAGGAAUAGUUACAGGGGAUAGGAAUUAGCCAAUUGGAAGCUGGGGAUGAUUAGGUGGCCAUAAUGGUAUGAGGGCCGGAUUGGGAAUUUAGCCAGGACACCGGGGUUAACACCACUACUCUUAAAAUAAGUGCCAUGUGAUCUUUAGUGACAGGGCCUAAAAUGAACUGUUUGGUCCACCAGCCACUGUGGCAGGUAGAUAAAAAAAAAAAAUCUAAUAUUUUUGUUUUGCAGUAAUACAUUUAAAAAACGAUGCCAUGGUUAAUUUUUAAUAACAAAAAAAGUUUUAGUAAGCAGUAAUGUGGUGUAUUGCUCAAUUUCAUAAAAAUGUGACCCGAGUCUUUUUUAAUCAAAAUAUCAGAGACAAAAUGUUCAGCUUCUCCUUUAAGGGCAGAAGGUUACUGUGGUAACAGGGCUACUGGAGUCCUGUCCUGUGUGUGUGUGUGUGUGUGUGAGAGAGAGAAGGGAUCUGACUAGGAUGUCUAUAAGUUGAAGCAGCAGACUCAAACUAAUGUUGAAAAACAACUGAGCUUGUGAACAAAACAAUGUACACUACCGGUCAAAAGUUUAGAACACCUGCUCAUUCAAGGGUUUUUCUUUAUUUUGCUAUUGUCUACAUUGUAGAAUAACAGUGAAGACAUCAAAACUACGAAAUAAUGCAUAUGGAAUCAUGUAGUAGCCAAAAAAGUGUUUUAUAUUUGAGAUAUAAAAGCAACCCUUUUGCCUUGAUGACAGCUUGGCAUUCUCUCAACCAGCUUCACCUGGAAUGCUUUUGCAACAGUCUUGAAGGAGUUCCCAUAUAUGCUGAGCACCUGUUGGCUGCUUUUCCUUCACUCUCCGGUCCGACUCAUCCCAAACCACCUCAAUUUGGUUGAGGUUGGGGGAUUGUGGAGGCCAGGUCAUCUGAUGCAGCACCUCAUCACUCUCCUUCUUGGUAAAAUAGCCCUUACACAGCCUGGAGGUGUGUUGGGUCAUUGUCCUGUUGGAAAGCAAAUGAUAGUCCCACUAAGCCCAAACAAGAUGGGAUGGCGUAUUGCUGCAGAAUGCUGUGGUAGCCAUGCUGGUUAAGUGUGCCUUGAAUUCUAAAUAAAUCACAGUGUCACCAGCAAAACAGUGGAGAUGCGGAGAUCAUCCGUUCACCCACACCGCGUCUCACAAAGACACGGCGGUUGGAACCAAAAAUCUCACAUUUGGACUCCAGACGAGGACAUAUUUCCACCUGUAUAAUGUCCAUUGCUCGUGUUUCUUGGCCCAAGCAAGUCUCUUCUUCUUAUUGGUGUCCUUUAGUAGUGGUUUCUUUGCAGCAAUUUGACCAUGAAGGCCUAAUUCACACAGUCUCCUCUGAACAGUUGAUGUUUAGAUGUCUGUUACUUGAACUCUGUGAAGCAUUUAUUUGGACUGCAAUUUCUGACGAUGGUAACUCUAAUUAACUUAUCCUCUGCAGCAGUGGUAACUCUGGGUCUUCCAUUCCUGUGGCGUCCUCAUGAGAGCCAGUUGCAUCAUAGCGCUUUAUGGUUUUUGCGACUGCACUUGAAGAAACGCUCAAAGUUCUUGAAAUGUUCCCGUAUUGACUGACCUUCAUGUCUUAAAGUAAUGAUGGACUGUCGUUUCUAUUUGCUUAUUUGAGCUGUUCUUGCCAUAAUAUGGAUUUGGUCUUAUACCAAAUAGGGCUAACUUCUGUAUACCACCCCUACCUUGUCACAACACUACUGAUUGGCUCAAACGCAUUAAGAAGGAAAGAAAUUCCACAAAUUAACUUUUAAGAAGGCGCACCUGUUAAUUGAAAUGCAUUCCAGGUGACUACCUCAUGAAGCUGGUUGCGAGAAUGCCAAGAUUGUGCAAAGCUGUCAUCAAGGCAAAUGGUGGCUACUUUGAAGAAUCUCAAAUAUAAAAUAUAUUUUGAUUUGUUUAACAUAUUCCAUAUGUGUUAUUUCAAAGUUUUGAUAUCUUCACUAUUAUUCUACAAUGUCGAAAAUAGUAAAAAUUAAGAAAAACCCUUGAUUAAGUAGGUGUGUCAACUUUUGACUGGUUAUGUAUGUAUGUGUGUGUAUAUAUUUGUGUAUAUGCUAAAUUACUUUAAAAAAUAAAAAAGUGUGUAUGUAUGUGUAUAUAUAUAUAUAUAUACACAUACACAGUGAGGGGAAAAAAGUAUUUGAUCCCCUGCUGAUUUUGUACGUUUGCCCACUGACAAAGACAUGAUCAGUCUAUAAUUUUAAUGGUAGGUUUAUUUGAACUGUGAGAGACAGAAUAACAACAAAAAAAUCCAGAAAAACGCAUGUCAAAAAUGUUAUAAAUUGAUUUGCAUUUUAAUGAGGGAAAUAAGUAUUUGACCCCUCUGCAAAACAUGACUUAGUACUUGGUGGCAAAACCCUUGUUGGCAAUCACAGAGGUCAGACGUUUCUUGUAGUUGGCCACCAGGUUUGCACACAUCUCAGAAGGGAUUUUGUCCCACUCCUCUUUGCAGAUCUUCUCCAAGUCAUUAAGGUUUCGAGCCUGACGUUUGGCAACUCGAACCUUCAGCUCCCUCCACAGAUUUUCUAUGGGAUUAAGGUCUGGAGACUGGCUAGGCAAACUUCAGACGGGCCUGUAUAUGUGCUUUCUUGAGCAGGGGGACCUUGCGGGCGCUGCAGGAUUUCAGCCCUUCACGGCGUAGUGUGUUACCAAUUGUUUUCUUGGUGACUAUGGUUCCAGCUGCCUUGAGAUCAUUGACAAGAUCCUCCCGUGUAGUUCUGGGCUGAUUCCUCACCGUUCUCAUGAUCAUUGCAACUCCACGAGGUGAGAUCUUGCAUGGAGCCCCAGGCCGAGGGAGAUUGACAGUUGUUUUGUGUUUCUUCCAUUUGCGAAUAAUCUUACCAACUGUUGUCACCUUCUCACCAAGCUGCUUGGCGAUGGUCUUGUAGCCCAUUCCAGCCUUGUGUAGGUCUACAAUCUUGUCCCUGACAUCCUUGGAGAGCUCUUUGGUCUUGGCCCUGGUGGAGAGUUUGGAAUCUGAUUGAUUGAUUGCUUCUGUGGACAGGUGUCUUUUAUACAGGCAACAAACUGAGAUUAGGAGCACUCCCUUUAAGAGUGUGCUCCUAAUCUCAGCUCGUUACCUGUAUAAAAGACACCUGGGAGCCAGAAAUCUUUCUGAUUGAGAGGGGGUCAAAUACUUAUUUCCCUCAUUAAAAUGCAAAUCAAUUUAUAACAUUUUUGACAUGCGUUUUUCUGGAUUUUUUUGUUGUUAUUCUGUCUCUCACUGUUCAAAUAAACCUACCAUUAAAAUUAUAGACUGAUCUUUUCUUUGUCAGUGGGCAAACGUACAAAAUCAGCAGGGGAUCAAAUACUUUUUCCCUCACUGUAUGGGAGAUUCUGGAGCGGCGCCUGAGACUGCGUUUUCCACCUCCAUCAACAAAAUACCAAAUGAUGGAAUUUCUUGUGGAAGAAUGGUGUCCCAUCCCUCCAAUAGAGUUCCAGACACUUGUAGGAUCUAUGCACUCACUGGACAGUUUUUUUUUUUUAGGUACACCAAUCAAGUACCCUUUACCUCCAGAACAGCCUGAAUUCUUCGGGGCAUGGAUUCUACAAGUCGGAAACAUUCCACAGGGAUGUUGGUUCACGCUGACAUGAUGGCAUCACGCAGUUGCUGCACAUUGGACAGUGGUAUACCACUGCCACCAGCCUGUAACGUUGAGAACAGGCAGGAUGGGUCCAUGGGCUCAUGCUGCCUACUCCAAAUCCUGACUCUGCCAUCAGCAUGACGCAACAGGAACCGGGAUUCGUUGGACCAGACGAUGUUUGUCCACUCCUCAAUUGUCCAGUGUUGGUGAUCGCGUGCCCACUGGAGCCGCUUCUUCUUGUUUUUAGUUGAUAGGAGUGGAACCUGGUGUGGUCGUCUGCUGCAAUAGCCCAUCCGUGACAAGGAUUGACGAGUUGUGCGUUCCGAGAUGCCUUUUGUGGCCCGCCUGUUAGCUUGCACGAUUCUUGCCAUUCUCCUUUGACCUCUCAUCAACUAGCUGUUUUCGCCCACAGGACCGCCGCUGACUGGAUGUUUGUUUGUUUGUCGCACCGUUCUCGGUAAACCCUAGACGCUGUCGUGCAUUAAAAGCCCAGGAGGGUGGCUGUUUCUGAGAUACUGGAUCUGGCGUGCCUGGCACCGAUGGUCAUACCACGCUCAAAGUCGCUUAGGUUACUCGUUUUGCCCAUUCUAACGUUCAAACGAAUGGUAACUGGAUGCCUCGAUGCCUGUCUGCCUGCUUUAUAUAGCAAGCCACGGCCACGUGACUCACUGUCUUUAGGAGCUACCUUUUUUCAUGAACAGGGUGGUGUACCUUAUAAACUGGCAUGUGUGAUUAUUUAUAUUUGUUGAACGAACAGCUGAUCGAAUGACCACAAUGCAGCAGCACACAGGCUAGGAACCUCUAACCCUGGCAAUUGUACUGGUUAAGUCAUGGCUACGCUCGUGAUGCAAUAAUUUCAAUGGUAAUGUAGAAUGUUAAUUCAAAUGAUAACUGAUUUAGCUCAUGCAAUGUAAUGUAUUUUUUGUAAUGUGAAUCAAGAAAUCACAGCACAUAUUUUAGCACAUAUUUUACUUCCUGUUUUGCUCAUAUGGGUACACUCGCAAUGGCCACCAGUCCACCCAUUAUGCCAUUGUCGUGGAAAUUCUACACAGGGACACUCGAAGUCAAUCUUAAAUGAAUCAUUCUUUAUUAUCAGCACGCUGGAGAGGUUCCAACCAACUCAAUGUACACAUGUCGAUCAGGAGCUCUCCCGGGGCAGUCCUGUUAGUUAGGGUUAGGGUUAUAUUUGCAUGAUUUAGCUCAUUUAUAAUUAAUUCAUCAUUAACGUUUGCUUCAUUCAUGUGACCGACCAAUACUGGUUCAUGCAUGUCAGACCAAUACCCCACAAGGCUUUUUCUCUCUAAGCUGAGACCUCGAAACUGAGAUCUUUCGUUCUCAAAACAAGGUUCAAGGCAUACUGCAAAAUUGCAGAUGCUGAUAGAGAGAAUUCGUUCAAUCAGUCACUUGCAUGAACACAGAUAUUGGUUAUUAGAAAAGCACAAACAUAAGCAUUUGCCCAUUCACGUUCAAUUUAGCAACAUAUAGCUACAAAGGACAGAUGUGAGUAUACAGCAAACGUUUCAAAACGGACAUUCCUUAGACUACAGAACGAUUUAAAGCACUUAGGCCUAAUGCAGGCGUGUCAAACUCAUUUUGCCCCGGGGCCGCAUUCGGUCUUCAACAAGGUCCGGAGGGUCGCACUGAAAAUGUAGAUAUUUCUCUCUUGAGCUUAUUUCUACUAGCUGGCAUGCAUAAAGAUGGCGGCCUCAAUGCACUUACUUGUUUGCUUUCUUUGCCGUAUUGUAGCUUGCCCUCUGGUUCUCUGUUUUUGUAACUGCAUUAGCAAAGAGUAUGUAUGCUCCCAAUUAUAACUCCUGGACACCGGCAAUUUAAAAAACUUUAAGUAGAAUGUGUUGCUUUAUGGGUGCAUUUGUACCAUGUAAAAAAUUUAAAAUAAAUGUAUUCGGCCAUGCUUGUUCCCAAUUCGCUAUCGACCAUUAUUAAUAUGUAUGUUUGAUUUGGACUCUCCCUCAAGGAAUCAGGAGAUGAUGAGUACAGAGGGGAGCACUCGGACACAGAGGACGAGGUCGACAGUGACUUUGACAUAGAUGAGGGUGACGAGCCUGAUAGUGACCAGGAGGAGGAUGCUCCUCGCAGGAAGAGUCGAGUUGUCACCAAAGCUUAUAAGGUAACUUAAUGCACUUGCAUCCUCACUACUUCUACCGAACAUCCACAAUAAUGUGCACCCCUGGGGGACCUCAGAAACAGGCUUGAAGAACACUAGUAUAAAGAAAGGCUCUUUACUAUGCUCUGCUGAGAAAACAAAGUAGACCUUUUCAAAACCAGUUCCAGUGAAAGGCAGUGCCAAUAUUUUGACAAUAGGACUUAUCAGGAUGAGCUAACUUAACAGUGAGUGUGCUAACUCAGCGAACAUAGGCGAUCCAUUUUACCUUGUUGAAUCAUGUUUACUGUGAGCUACCAUUUCUUUUAAAUCAUAAAGUGUUGAUAACCACUAGACUACAACUAAAAGUUCAUAUUGGAUCACUCCAUAUUGAAUUAAUAACCUUUUGAUUUUAACAAAAAUUCCCAUGCACAUUUACCCAUGAGAGAAAUGGCUAGAAUCAGGGCCACGUUAUGCCUAACAGACUUUAGCAAACCCAUUGAUAGAACAUCAUCUUGGCAUAAAACUCCAGUAUGACCAUCCAUUCAAGAGCAGAAGAUGCUCAAAGUUAACCCAUUUUGGACCCGCUACCCUACCAUGAGACAUCAAUAUCCUCAUCAUUGAUAUGCAUAGUUUGAUUUUGCUAUCGUUUUUAGGGCUUACCCAAUUCGGUUGGUCGACCAAGAUUUAUUUUAGUCGAGCAGUAGCCAAAAAACAAAAUAUCAUGGUGUACAAGACACCUGUCUUAUACGCGCCUGUCUGAGUGGACUGAUCCAUUGUGGAGGCCGUGGGGAUGGCACAGUCCAUCAGUCUAAGACAUUGAAAUUGUAUAUGGUUAUAUUACCUACAGUGUAUUCAGACCCCUUCAGGUUUUCCACAUUUAGUUACGUUACAGCCUUAUUUUAAAAUUGAUUAAAUUGUUUUUUUUCCCUCAAAUCUACACACAUUACCCCAUAAUGACAAAGCAAAAAUAGGUUUUUUGAAUUGUAGCAACAACAAAAAAAUAAACAAAAAAAUACAUAUGUAAAUGUGAUAAGUAUUCAGACCCUUUACUCAGUACUUUGUUGAAGCAAUUACAGCCUCGAGUCUUCUUGGGUAUGACGCUACAAGCUUGGCACACCUGUAUUUGGGGAGUUUCUCCCAUUCUUCUCUGCAGAUCAACUCAAGCUCUGUCUGGUUGGACAGGGAGCAUCGCUGCACAGCUAUUUUCAGGUCUCUCCAGAGAUGUUCAAGUCCGGGCUCUGGCUGGGCCACUCAAGGACAUUCAGAGACUUGUCCCAAAGCCACACCUGUGUUGUCUUGGCUGUUUGCUUAGGGUCGUUGUCCUGUUGGAAAGUAAACCUGCGCCCCAGUCUGAGGGCCUGAGCGCUAGGUUUGAAAAAAUUCAAAAAACCUGUUUUCGCGUUGUCAUUAUGGGGUAUUGUAUGUAGAUUGAUGAGGAAAAUACUUUAUUUAUUCCAUUUUAGAAUAAGGCUGUAACGUAACAAAAUGUGAAAAAGUGAAGGGGUUUGAAUACUUUCCGAGUGCACUAUAGGAUGUCAAUAUAUGGAAAAAUACAAGUUUUACAAUUUGGUCAAAAGAACGGACUCUUGGUCAACCAAGUUUUUUUCUUUGUUGGGGACAGCCUUAAUCAUUUUAGAUAAUGCAAUUUAUGAAAAGUGAGAUUUAUCAAAGUAUGAACUUCCGAGGUGAAUGGACUUGAAUAUAUUUUGUGGGUUUUGCAUGCAUUUUUCAUACACAUGUUGAUAGAUGAGGCCAAGUGUUUGUAAAAAUAAUAAAUGUUUUAUUCCAAGGAACCUCUGAAGGUGACUAAGCCUAAACCAAAGAGGCCCUCAGAGGAGCUGAAGAAGACUGAGAAAGCCAAAGUGGAGAGGAGGGCACCGCAAGAGUUUCAGGAGUUUGGAGAGAGUAAGAGGCCUCUAUCUGUACGGGCUUUAUUUUCAGCUAAGUUAAAUUUAAAUGUUUUCCUCAUCAAUAUACACACAAUACCCCAUAAUGACAAAGCGAAAACAGGUUUUUUGAAAUUUGUGCAAAUGUAUUUACAUAAGUAUUCAGACCCUUUGCUAUGAGACUCGAAAUUGAACUCAGGUGCAUCCUGUUUCCAGUGAUCAUCCUUGAGAUGUUUCUGCAACUUGAUCGGAGUCCACCUGUGGUAAAUUCAAUUGAUUGGACAUGAUUUGGAAAGGCACACACCUGUCUAUAUAAGGUCCCACAGUUGACAGUGCAUGUCAGAGCAAAAACCAAGCCAUGAGGUCGAAGGAAUUGUCCGUAGAGCUCCGAGACAGGAUUGUGUCGAGGCACAGAUCUGGGGAAGGGUACCAAAACAUUUUUGCAGCAUUGAAGGUCCUCAAGAACACCGUGGCCUCCAUCAUUCUUAAAUGGAAGAAGUUUAGAACCACCAAUGUGGGACCAAUAAAAUUUGAUUUGAUUUGGAAUAUUCUUCCUAGAGCUGGCCGCCCGGCCAAACUGAGCAAUCGGGGGAGAAGGGCCUUGGUCAGGGAGGUGACCAAGAAACCAAUGGUCACUCUGUCAGAGCUCCAGAGUUCCUCUGUGGAGAUGGGAGAACCUUCCAGAAGGACAACCAUCUCUGCAGCACUCCACCAAUCAGGCCUUUAUGGUAGUGGCCAGACGGAAGCCACUCCUCAGUAAAAUGCACAUGAUAGCCCGCUUGGAGAUUGCCAAAAGCACGUAAAGGACUCUGACCAUGAUUCUCUGGUCUGAUGAAACCAAGAUUGAACUCUUUGACCUGAAUGCCAAGCGUCACGUCUGGAGGAAACCUGGCACCAUCCCUACGGUGAAGCGUGGUGGCAGCAUCAUGCUGUGGGGAUGUUUUCAGUGGCAGGGACUGGGAGACUAGUCAGGAUCGAGGGAAAGAUGAACGGAGCAAAGUACAGAGAGAUCCUUGAUGAAAACAUGCUCCAGAGCGCUCAAGACCUCAGACUGGGGCGACAGUUCACCUUCCAACAGGACAACGACCCUAAGCACACAGCCAAGACAACACAGGAGUGGCUUCGGGACAAGUCUCUGAAUGUCCUUGAGUGACCCAGCCAGAGCCCGGACUUGAACCCGAUCGAAUAUAUCUGGAGAGACCUGAAAAUAGCUGUGCAGCGACGCUCCCCAUCCAACCUGACAGAGCUUGAGAUGAUCUGCAGAGAAGAAUGGGAGGAACUCCCCAAAUACAGGUGUGCCAAGCUUGUAGCGUCAUACCCAAGAAGACUCAAGGCUGUAAUCGCUGCCAAAGGUGCUUCAACAAAUUACUGAGUGAAGGGUCUGAAUACUUAUGUAAAUGUGAUAUUUCCGUUAUUUUUUUUUUUUAUACAUUUGCAAACAUUUCGAAAUACCUGUUUUUGCUUUUUUAUUAUGGGGUAUUGUGUGUAGAUUGAUGAGGGGGGGGUGGGAACGAUUUAAUCAAUUUUAGAAUAAGGCUGUAACGUAACAAAAUGUGGAAUAAGUGAAGGGGUUUGAAUACUUUCCGGAUGCACUGUAAAUUCAGCUUUCGAUGAUGGCUAUUUAACUUGGUAUCGCUCUACGAUAUAUUUUUUUACACGAGCAAUGUAGUAUGCUGCAGCAAGGGAUUUAAAAAAUGUAACUUUUGAAUGCCAAGAACUCUAUUAAAAUCAUCAACCUUUUUUUAUGCAAUUUCCAUGUAUUGCAUCCCCUAAGCUAUAGCAUCAUGUGGCAUUGCAAAAUAUACUAUUGCGUUUGGUUUGUCAAUGUAGCAUAACAUAAGUUCAAUAAUUGUAAAAAGCAAUGACUCUUUCCUCAGGGUAUGUUUAAUGCUGUUGCCACACUUAAAGCUACAGUAUGGGAUCCAAAGAAAAAACAAAAACGGCCACCCUGCCACUUGCUGAGGGGUGUGACUUGUAUUUUGACAUGCAUAUAUUUUGGGUUCAAUUAGGGUAAGACAAUUGUACUCAAAAGGCAUUUAUAAGUUAUAUUCUUCAAGAAUCAAUGGCUUUAAGAAUCAUUCAUUUAAAAGUUCUGAAAUGGAUGGACCAAUCGCAGAUUGUAGCUUUAAAUAAUCUCAAGAAAGGAAAGUGAAAUAAUUGUCUAAAGUAUGUGCUGUUGUCUCUUAAUGGGAUGUUCCAGUCAAAAUUCAACCUAACAUGAUUUUUUCCACUGUCCUUCGCUGUAGACGAUUCCUCGACUGUUUCUAGGUAUUUAAGUCAUAUUGUAUGUUGUCAGUAUCCCUUUCUGAAAAAUGUGGCUACAUUAAAUUUGUGAAAAUAGUCAUAUGUAAGAACACAUAGUAAGAAAUGGUACAGGGCACACUCGGGACAAAAGACUCAUAGCAUGCAACAUAACUUGGUGGAACUUGCAGCUGGAUGGAACUUGCUAUGGGUUAUGGGGAUCACAGAAUUCCAUCCAGGAGGGAACAGCCAAUUAAUUAUACGCCUGAGCAACAGUCCAGCACUGCUGUGGGCAGUAAAUCAUUAACGUUGGCUUAAUGCCCAUUUAAAACCCCCCAAAUAAUAAGGCAUUUGACUACUUUACAAGGGAGAUAGCCACCCACAAGGUUACACAUGCUGUCACAGAAGCGACUAAUGGCAAAGAUAGGAGGUGCGUCCUCUACCUUUUCUAACUCUGAUUUAGCCAAUAGUGUCAAAUCUAAUGCAGACAGCUAUUGGGGAAUUGACUAAUUUAGUCAUGUUAAAUUGUAUUUUGAGUGGAACAUCCCUGUAAGCCUUGUCACUGACUGGCAACUCUUCCCCAGCUCGGAAGUCUGUGCGCCAGUCGACCAGCGAGCAUACGCGGAAGACCAACCUGCGACUGCAAGAAAGACAGGAUGCCCCACGACGGCGGAGGGGAGCCCACCACGACCGACCCCUGACCCAGGAAGAGUUGCUGGCUGAGGCCAAAAUAACUGCUGAGGUCAACCUCCGAUCACUGGGUAAGACUAAAGGGGGAAUCUCAAUAGUCAAGAGUUGCCAUGUUAAUUCCCAAUAAUGAUGAUGUGGUUCAAGUUCAACUAAGUUUACUGAUUCAUAACAUCACGGUCCAUAGCGGCCAUCAUAUAUAGGCACAGUGAAACAGUAACUAGAAACUGCAAAAAUACAAGGAAGUGCACACCGUAAUUGCAGAUGUUUAGACUACCUGAAUAGGGUUAGGGUUAGGAAAAAUACCUAGUGCUAAAAGACACAACACAUGGCUGUGCAUACUGAACAAUGUGAGAAAAUAUGUCCGUAGCUUGGCUAGGGUCGUGUUAAUUGACCAUUUCUGUAUGUUUUUAUUUUAAAGAGAACUACGAGCGUCUUGAGGCCGACAAGAAAAAACAGGUCCAUAAGAAGCGGCGAUUUGAGGGUCCCACCAUCCGCUACCACUCUGUCCUCAUGCCCCUGGUGCCCCACUCCAUCUUAAAAGAGGAAAAUGUGGAUGUGGAAGGGUAAGGAGACUCAUUUUUAAGGGUGUGAGUGUUUUGCUUUGCUGAAAAAAUAGGCAAAAUGUCUGCAUUGAGUUUCAGUAUUUUUUACAAGACAAUCUGGUUAACAUUUUUGGAGAAUGUAGCAAUGCUAUUAGAAACAGAUCAUUAAAACCAUUCCGGUAUCUGGAUAAAUGCAGGGCUGGCGGCAGACGGGCCUUUGAUUUCCAUAGGCGGGCACGUUUUUUCAAGGGACCUCCUGUGUGCACGCGCUUGCACAUCUGAAUCUGAAUCUGAAUUAAAAAUGAUACAAAUCUGAAAGUUAAAAUGCAACUAAGGCGAGAGCACCAGCCUCUGCCAUAUGGACACAUUGAUAGCCUACACUGUGAUCCAUUGGGGCUAAAGAAAUUGAACUCCGAGAUAGCCAAUGCAGCAGUAGGCCUAUAACUUCAAUCUUCAACUAAAUAAAAUACAUAAGCCUAAUGCCGAAAAAUAAAAACACAAAAAUAUCCUGAUGAAAAUUCGGAUUCUUUCAAAUAACAUGAUUCGCUCUGCUACGCCUGUCUGCCUAGAGUUUCCCGCACCAGUGAGCUCAGGACAGACUGUUUUUUGAAGUUUCCACUGGAAAUAGGGGAUCAUCAGAUGGUUUUCUUUCACAUCGAGGCUGGGAGAGUGUUGGAAAGAUUGUUCAAGUACUGCGAAGAACUGUUAUUAUUUGCAAAGGAUGUAAAAACAAAAAACUGACUUUGAUUACUUACUGUGUGAGGUGAAGAAAAAAUGGCUGAGAAGCUCAGCUUAUUAGUGGUGGACAUGGUGAGUGUCGUGGAAAUUCUAAUCAAUAAUGAGGAGAGACAAGGUCAAUCACCAAUCAGGAUAUUACUUUAUUCAAAACGUAUUAAUAACCCACACACGUGAAUGGAGUGAGUGCUCUGUAAUACUGAGGCUGGUCGACCCAACACUCUUGAGUGUUGGGCCGAGAGCUCUGACAUACAAAGAAUACAAAGAUAUUUUAUAGCAAAGAUACACCCUCUUAGUCUACAUGACAAACAGCAGAUGUGUGGAAUGGGUCAAAAGGUCAGACUGGAGACAUCUCCCUUUCACGCACCACUAAUCAUAGAAUGGAAUGUGGCUGUUGGUUUUAUCACCUAGCCAUCACUUAAUCAGUUGCCAGCCCAAGCUUCAGAUGCUCCUCUCGGUUCACACAGACACAGAUGAGAGUUCUAAGAACCCUAUUCUAUUGCAUAAAACAACCAUUUGAUGCAUAAAUAGUAUUAAACACAGUCUUGUAAUUUUUCUAUCACAUGAGUUAAGACAAUCGGAAAUCAGACAUCCCAAAUGGGCACUUUUCUACAUAUGCAAGCAGCAGGCCAGGGAGGCCUACUUCUGUGUGUUCAGGUACGCACGCUCCCGCUGUAUGUUCCUAGAGAGAAACCAGACACGUGCUCAUUGCUCACAUGAAGCACUCCAAACAAAACACAAUCAAAUAAAUUACAAAACUCGUAAAUGAUUGUUAUGAAAUUAACCAAAACUUGUUUCUCACAAGUGUAGCAGGUUGUGAACUCUGCAAACAACAUUUCCACUCCAAUAAUGAGAAUGGUAGGCUAAAUGACUGUAAUUAAUACAUGCAUUAACAGAAAUGAAUGUAACCAGAUGACGGAGGAUUAACUGUACAUUUACUAGACCUACUGGUGACGUAAUGGGGAAUUGAUAAAAAAUAUACAAAGAGCAAACAAUUGAAUGAGCAGGAUGAAUGAGUGAGCAGGAAUUGGCGUGAAACAGCUGAGCGCAUUCUGGAGAGCUGAGUGCAUGUAUUCUGGAGAAAGAAGUGCCAUAUCUUCGCAACGCACCCCUCCCCUUCAUGUUGCAACAUUAUCUUGACAUACAUUUUAGAUGCUUUUCACUGACAGCAGUAACUCAAUCAGCUAGGCCUAUUGCCACACUCGCUGCCCAAAUUGCAGAACUAUGCACUUGUGAUUUGAAACAAUCCACAGCUAUUUUUUUCAAAACAAUGAUCCUAAGCUAAGUCAUGCUCUGGUGAAUUAUUUUAUUUAGAUGGGUAAUUAUAUAGUUUUGGCAAAACAUCAAUUUACUUUAGGGGAAGCCAGCAUCUGAACUGUGCAAUCGACAACUUAUUCUUUCCAAUUCGCAUGAGGCUGAAACCAGAGAUCUGUAUAUAAUGACGAGAUGCACGUGUCCGUCCUGACAAUGGGAGUCAUUGUCACAAAGGCGGGAAGGCAGGCUACAAGUUUAGGUCUGCGUAAUAUGUCCAUAAAAACUCAUUGGGCUUAUUCUGUAAAGAUUUUGGUGAGUGAGCCCUUUCGCUUCGCCUCUUCCUCUCUGCUGAAACUAUCACCUGACAAAGCAUCCGAGCGAGCGAAACAGCGCCCCUCUGUCAUACUAUAUGUAGCCCAUGUAUCUGAUCCUGUCUGGCCAGAAAUAGUAUGACAUACCAUACUCUUUUUGUCCAGACAGCAUCAGAUACAUGGUCUACACAUACUGAGACAGAGGGGCGCUGUUUCGCUCACUUGGAUGCGUUAUAUGAGAUUGAUGCGUCUUUGUGUCGGCGAGAGUCUCGGACAAAUAAAUUAUCAAUAUUUCAAUAUUUUAUUUGGACGGGCAAGGAGGUACAGCCCCCUAAGGCCCGCCCAUAAUGCCUGCCCUGGAUAAAUGGUUAGAAAAUACAUCAUACACAAUAUUUUCUUCAAAAGUUUGCUUCAUUUUUAACGAUGCAUUUGAUGCAUUCUUUUGUGUGAAUUAGAGGUCUUCACGGGUCAAUCCAUACCCUAGACCCGACCUGGGACCCAAGAAACCUCGGCCAGGAGAAACUGUAAUCUAAGGUUCAGUGUUCUUUAAACAGCCACAACAAACUUCCACUAACUUUAGCCACCACUAGCAAAAAUAUGGAAGGGAUGGAGGCAUGCGGUACCAGUAAAAACUCAAUUAUUUGGUUGACGUUACUUAAUGGUGAUUUGGCAGUGAAAUUCUAUGUGACCGGUGAGUCACGGUAAUCUCUUAUGCACUCUAGACAUGUUAGAAGUACCCAACUCACUAAUGAUCACCAGGUCGCUAAUGGCCUGGUACUAAGGGCUCUAUUGUCCCUCUAACCAUUCUGACAUCAAUGCAAAUGCAAUCAAAAAUCACAUCAAACACUUAUCAAAACAGUACGUGCUUUUAAAACCCACCUCACUGUGAUUAAUCAAUUUGAAGAAAGAAGUUAAACAACCGGAAAACAUGGUCAUUGUGGAUGUUUCAAAGCCUAACACAACGAAAUAGACAGUGCUUUCUAAUGUGAUGAUUAAUUAACAACAACCAUAUGCAUAUUAAAGCUUAUGCAUAUGCAUAGGCCAAUAUGAGCCCAAGCCUGAGAGACCCCUGAAUUAAAAUAAUGGUGCCGUUACACAAUACAUAGCCUACUGCAUAUUACACAUGGAAGAAAAAAAUACAGAUUUAAGAUAUCUUUGGUACAUAAUUGGUCUAGCCUAAAUUAAACUAAUUCAGAGUUAGCCUACAAUUAUAGUGAAUUUGUAUUUGAUUUAGAAUAGCCUCGUAAUUGGGCUUUUUUAUUUUCAUAAUUAAUAGGCUGACACAUUACCUUUUUAGCUAAAGGUAAUCUCACCACUGUGCAUUUCCAUCUCCUCCUCUCUCUUUCAUUCCUUUCUCCAGUGCACAGAGAGAGGGGCUGUUAACAGUUUAAUGGAAUAUGUUUAGUUGUGAAAACAUUUUACUAUCGAUGUCCCCGAACAGAUUUCACUUGGUUUCCCAAAUUAAGCACUGAGUAGCUGCAGGAACAGGGUUGGAGAGCCCAUGGCAAACAGAGUUUGGGCAGAAUAUCACCUGUCGCACAGAGAAACAACUGGAGUAGCCUACCCGACAUGAGUAAAAUGAACCAGCGGAUAAAGUGGCCUCCUUUCGCUCUUCGAGUGCAUACGGAUUACAUGUCUUUUUUUCUUUUGCCCCUCUUCCUGCCCAUUUGAUAAUGGGCCAUUCUAAAUCUAAACUAAUUUUACAUAUUCGUAAAGGCAAUAUUAAAUUGAGAAUAGUCUGAUGGAUGAAAAUAUGAUCACUUGAUGAGAGGACAGCUUGCAGCCUGAGGCAAGGAACAGAGCGCAAGCUUUUUUUUGCGACUUUCUCAAAUGAUCAAUAGCCUAUAGUCAUGCAGCACAAAUAUCUUUUGAUUUCUAAGGUAUUCUAUUCUAUUCUAUGGUUUAUCAUUCACAGCUAAAGUUGCCAAAUAACUCUAAAACUAGCAUAUAGGACCUGUUUCAAAUGAUCACUUUUACGCUCAACGUCGCCACUUCAAAUAAUAUGCCAUUUAGCAGACACUUUUAUCCAAAGCGACUUACAGUGAUGUGUGCAUACAUUUUUGUGUAUGGGUGGUCCCGGGGAUCGAACCCACUACCCUGGCGUUACAAGCGCCGUGCUCUACCAGCUGAGCUACAGAAUGCGCACUCUCGCUCCAGAAUGUGAAAAAUAUCCUUUCUAUUUUAUUGAGCUAAGUUCAAUUAUCUUCUUACUAUAAAAUCAUAUAAUAUCAAAUAAAGGACUUAUUUGCAUAUCUUGUCAGCUACAUGAACAAGCGCAUGGCCUACCGUAUGGGCGGCAGGUAGCUUAGUGGGUAAGAGCGUUGUGCCAGUAACCGAAAGGUCGCUGGUUCUAAUCCCCGAGCCGACUAGGUGAAAAAUCUGUCGAUGUGCCCUUAAGCAAGGCACUUAACCCUAAUUGCUCCUGUAAGUCGCUCUGGAUAAGAGCGUCUGCUAAAUGACUAAAAUGUAAAUGUAAAUGUAAUGUUAUCUGGCUAACUCAUUAUAUUCUGUUCUUUAUGUUUCUUUAGACCUGCCUGAAAUAAAUACUGGAUUUAUUGUGAUGGUGUAUAUUCAAUUGAUUUAUUAGACAGCGGCUUAUAUACGGCUUGUAUGCAUGGAGCCCUGGAGAUGUUAAACGUGUUUAUGUUAAUUACCAGUCAAUUUCUGUGAGACCGGCAUGAUGACAACCGGCUGACAAAAUUUCAUGACCGCCACAGCCCUAACUGCAUACCUUAUUUCCAUUGAUUUUGGAACACCAUAUUUAGAAUGAAAAGCAACAUUGCUAUCUUAAAUCAAAAGAACACGCAGACAGGAUGCAGCAGCCGUUUUGCUGAAAUCAAGUUUGGAUGUGAAAAUAAUAUUGGAUGUAUUUUUUGUCUCAUUUGUUAUUUAUGCCCAAGUAGCCACUGUAUCCUAGGCUACUUGGCAAUGGGCACAGUCUAAACCUGGAGUAGAGUACAGCAUUGUUUACAAUAAAGCUAUUAUUGCCCUUUGUCGGUAGGCUGAUGUUUUAUUACAUAUUUAACCUUUAUUUAGCCAGGGAGUCUAUGUACCACUAACUCAAAUGUUUGUAUUUGUUUUUUUAAAGGUUAGACCAGGACACACCGCUGCCCGUUGCUGCUGUGGCACCAAGUCCCAUGCCUUCCCAGCAACCCUUGGGAGGUCUUUGCUCCCGCACUUACAUCACCUUUAGCGAUGAGGAGGCCUUUGAGGCUGCCUUCCCCCAGGCAGUGCGGACCGGCUCCCAGCCCCCCACCCAGGAAGUCUGUCCUGUCACCCACAAGGCUGCACUGUACAGAGACCCAGUUACAGACAUCCCCUAUGCCAACACACAAGCCUUUCGUAUUAUUCGUGAAGCCUACCGCAAAUAUGUGGCAGCUCAUGGAUUCCCCAACUCUUCCGGGGGUUUCUCUGUGGUUGAUGCCUCAGGUUCCAGGAGUGCACGCCAGAAAAUGGUCAAGCAGAGCACAGUUGCAAGGUAGAGGUUUCUCUCACAAGUCAUAUAUGGAAGAGUGAGUCUGUCCUUCAAUUUAGAGCCCCUCAUCUGUUCAAAGAUUUAAAGCUACAGUCUGGGAUUCAUCUUUCAGCAAAAUGGCAGCCCACUACUUGUUUUGGUGUACAGCUGAAUCAUGGGGCUACGGAAAUUCUUGUUUGUAAACAUUGGAGUAAUAGAAUUUACAUUUGGGAUAGAACGGGGUUUUCCAACCCUGUUCCUGGAGAGCUACUGUCCUGUAGGUAUUUGUGAAUAAAAUGUUCAAUAUUUUUCCUUUAACAUCCUGGGCCCUUUUUUGGCUGGCGCUAAGGAGGCGCAAGUGUCAAACGCACGUUAGUUUGCAAUUUCGUCAUGGAAAAACUGGCGCACUGGCAUUUUACAGACCUAACACCAGGUUUGGCAAUUUACCUGU